CCGUUGCCCCGGCCAGGUCCAUGGACUGGGCUUCGCUGGCGAGUGCCCCACGGCCCUCUGCUGCCCCCUGGCCACCCAGCCUUUGGCAGGGCCCUGGCCACCCCGGCAGGCUGCGGGAGCACCUUUAAUGUGCAGGACGGCAGCGACUUCCAGGACCGGGUGGUGAACAACCCCAAACCCGUCGUGGUGGAUUUCCAUGCACAAUGGUGCGGCCCGUGCAAGAUCCUAGGCCCCAGGUUGGAGAAAAUGGUGGCCAAGCAGGAGGGGAAGGUGCUGAUGGCUAAAGUGGACAUUGAUGAUCACACAGACCUUGCUAUUGAAUACGAGGUAUCAGCAGUGCCGACUGUGCUGGCUAUGAAGAAUGGAGACGUUGUGGAUAAGUUUGUAGGGAUAAAAGAUGAGGAUCAGCUGGAAGCAUUCCUCAAGAAACUCAUCGGAGCCUGAAGUAAAAAGGUGGCUGUACCUCUGCCUCUGGAUGCAUCUAUGUCAUGCAUUCCUUGCCUGGAAGAGCUGAGGGGCACGUGACCUGCCUGCCUUGUACAACCUGGGGUUUUAUUCUGUUUUGGGGGUUUUAGGAGACGGGCAAUGUUGUAACCUUUCCUUCCCACUCCCCCCUUCUCUUGGGCAGCAGUAGUUGUAAAGGGUGCUGAGGAGCACAGCUGCUUAUUCUCCAGGUGGGGAAUGUGGCUGGAAUUAGGAGCCCAUCUUUAUCAGCAAAGAGCUGAUGUGUGGAACUGCUGCUGAGUUAGAGGAGGAAUUUUUUUUUUCCCUUUGCCUAGCAUCAGAUAGCCCAGAGCAGAGGGCAGCUGCUCCCUGCAAGAUGUGGAUGCAUACCUGCCCUGGGUGGGUUUGUUUAAUGCCGAGAAUGCCUCUGCAUUGUCUGUAAAAAAGUGUGUCCUUUUCCCUCUGUCCUCAUGUUGCUGGGACACGUAUGAAUCUUCUGCAAAUCUGUGGGCUCCUGUCUUUUAUAAGAGAAAAUGGAGAGAAGUAUUUUAUGGGUUUCCUUUUGUAGGUCUGUAAUAAAGAGAACUUUAUUGGUUGCUUCUGUCUCCUUGGAGAAUAAAACUUGAUUCUCUGAAA
This is a messenger RNA of Struthio camelus australis, 1080 nucleotides long. The record is from RefSeq and is a predicted model, not a curated record. Lineage: Eukaryota; Metazoa; Chordata; Aves; Struthioniformes; Struthionidae.